Molecule: messenger RNA, 2715 nt
Organism: Conger conger (European conger)
Lineage: Eukaryota; Metazoa; Chordata; Actinopteri; Anguilliformes; Congridae
Gene: gdap2
Product: ganglioside induced differentiation associated protein 2
Exons: 15
Coding region: 410-1909 (499 amino acids)
Source: RefSeq, a predicted model, not a curated record
CCGCGAAUCAGCUGAUGGGGGAACACAAACGUCUGUAGGUAAUGUGAGGCGACAUGGAAAUUGUAUUUUGCAAUGUUAUGUGAAGAAAAUAUGCAAGUAACACCAUUUCAAGAACUGCCACAACGAUGUAGCGAUUGGCUUUGUUUCAAGAGAACCAUAUUAACUGCUGGCUUACUAUUGUGGUUUUGUGGAGGAUUAACUAGCUAGCUAGCUUGCUACUUAUCGAUAGCUUAAUUAGCCUUUGGCUAGCUGCCUGGAACUAAACUGGGUGCAUGUGACGUCACUCAUAGGCCCUAGGAAAGGAGCCACCAGUAGGCAGACGAUACCGAGCCCCUGAAGUCCCCCCUCCCCCCCCCCCGCUGUCAGUCCUGCGUGGGCUCCCAGUCAGCUCCGCGCCGGCCCUGGUGCCAUGGACCCCCUGGGAGCGCGUUCGCAGAUCGUGGACGUCCAGACUCUGCACAGCUGGGACCACGCCCUCAAGGGGAGCGACGAGGGCCCCGGCGGCAAAGCCAGCGAUCAGACCGACGGUCUGAACGGCCUACUGGGGCCGUCACCCUCGCCCUUCCCCUUCAGAGACGACCUCAACCGGAAAAUUGCGCUUUUCACUGGGGACGUGGCACUGUUGAACUGCACGGCCAUCGUCAACACCAGUAACGAGAUGCUGACGGACAAGAACCCCAUCUCCGAGAGCAUCCACAGGCAUGCGGGGCCUGAUCUCAGAGACGAGCUGCUCAAGCUGAAAGGAUGUCGCACGGGCGAGGCGAAGAUGACCAAAGGCUUUAACCUGGCGGCACGCUUCAUCAUCCACACCGUGGGGCCCAAGUACAAGGCCAAGUACCGGACCGCCGCCGAGAGCUCGCUGUACAGCUGCUACCGGAACGUUCUGCAGAUCGCCAAGGAGCAGGCCAUGGCAUCAGUGGCUUUCUGUGUGGUCAGUACAACCAAGAGAGGCUACCCCCUCGAGGAUGCUACUCACAUAGCACUCAGAACUGUGCGCAGGUUUCUAGAGACCCAUGGACAGAGUAUAGAAAUGGUGGUGUUUGCUGUAACAGAGAUGGAGGAGCCUGUGUACAGGAAGCUCCUGCCAAUCUAUUAUCCCCGCUCGGAGGAAGAGGAGCGCUCCAGUCUGCCCCUCAUCCCGCCGGAUAUCGGGAAUGCCGAGGGCGAGCCCGUAGUCCCUGAGCGACAGAUCCGUAUCGCGGAAAAACCAAGCACCCUGGAAGAUGACUCUGAGGAGGACACUCUGGACUCAGACCUGGGUCAGGUGGGCACACACGCGUUCGCUCGGAUGGAGGGCGAUGUGGACAAACAGCGCAGGCUGGUUCUGCAGGGCCAGCUCUCCGAGGCCUCGCUACAGAAGCAGCACCAGAGGAACUAUAGCCGCUGGCUGUGUCGCGCACGAGCGGAGGACUUGUCAGACAUCGCUGCGCUGAAAGCCUUAUAUCAGACCGGAGUGGACACCUGUGGACGUACAGUUAUGGUGCUGGUUGGGCGGAAUAUUCCAGUGACCCUGAUAGACAUGGAGAAGGCUCUGCUCUACUUCAUUCACGUCAUGGAUCACAUCGCGGUCAAGGAGUAUGUGAUGGUGUACUUCCACACGCUAACCGGGGAACACAACCACCUGGACUCGGACUUCCUCAAGAAGCUGUACGACAUCGUGGACCCCAAAUUUAAGAAGAAUCUACGAGCGUUCUACUUUGUACACCCUACAUUCCGUUCCAAGGUGUCCACUUGGUUCUUCAGCACCUUCAGCGUGUCUGGUCUGAAGGAGAAGGUCCAUCAUGUGGAGACCCUGCACCAGCUCUACGCCUGUAUCCUCCCCGAGCAGAUCGACAUCCCGCCUUUCGUCCUGGACUACGACGCACGGAUGAAUGGUCCGUACCACUCGGCCCACUCCCCUGGUCUAUGAAGAAGCCUGGAAUACGUCCCCAGGACUGGGUCUCUCAGUGUUUACCGUUAGGUAUUCAGCUGCCCGACACUGAAUGCACACAACACGCGUAUGCUUUAUACUGUAGCCGAGCUACGACAGGACGUACCAGUGGCCACUGCAGGUGCACUCGGGCCCUGAACCUUCCUCUGACACCAGCAAGCCUGCAAGGACUUUCUGCUGUCUCCAGGGUCCAUACUGAGAAAUCUGUCUAUUUUACUGCCUGAGUACAAUCAGUGUGUCUGUGUGUGUGUGUGUGUGUGUGUGUGUGUGUGUGUGUGUGUGGAGCCAUAGGACCUUCCCUGGAAUCUCUGAACGUACCGGACAUUUCGAAGGUACGCCGCAGAUGUGUCUUAAAUGCCCCAGGCCGUGUCCGUCUCCGUGAAGGUGCCAAUGUUGGUGUGGGUACCUGUGACUGUGGCCGCUCUGGCAUCUGUCCGUCAGUCAGUCCCUCUGUGGCCAAAGACAUUUCUCCAUGUUUCAAUGAGCCGUCGGUCAUCGGAAAUGCGACGCUCGCCUCUGGAGCGUUACUCCUGCUGCUGGAAUGUGCAGAAUCCCCUCCCGAGAUUCCCAACACAAGUGCUCCAGAUCUCAGCCCACCUCUACACUAUUCCUUAGUUGGGCAUUUCUAAAUGGGUGUUGCUACAUGUCUGUCUUUGUCUUUGAAACAUACACCGUGCUUGUACGAGUAAAUAAUUUAAAUGUUCUGUGUGUGCGUUUUUGAGUUGAUAUUGUGUUGCCUUUAUGAACCAUAAUCAUACCAUUAAAGUUUGAAGACUUGUACAGAA